AUGCGAGCUUCAUUAUCGCUCUUGAAGCGGUCUGUCUGGAAAGGUAUGGCCCUGAGCUGCGUUUCACGACAGCGCAUCCGCCACGCAGCCAAAGCCUGGUUAGCCAGGACCUCUUUGCUCACGCUCGAACAGGACCUAACAUCGUCCCCUUCCCGAACUUGAGGCCUGCGGGGGCAGGAAAAUCGCCUCCGGUUAUCAAGACGCAAGCCCGAGCCGCAUCCAUUCUGCCCAGCUUUGUUGGACUCAGAUUUGCUGUUCACAAUGGAAAGACAUACCAAGAAGUGUAUAUUACAGAGGAGAUGGUAGGAAGAAAACUGGGCGAGUUUGUGCCAACAAGGAAACGGUUCACAUUCAAGCAG
Messenger RNA from Capronia epimyces CBS 606.96, 359 nucleotides. RefSeq lists its product as uncharacterized. The annotation marks the transcript as partial. Lineage: Eukaryota; Fungi; Ascomycota; Eurotiomycetes; Chaetothyriales; Herpotrichiellaceae. The transcript has 2 exons. Gene Ontology annotation, biological process: translation; ribosomal small subunit assembly. Gene Ontology annotation, molecular function: structural constituent of ribosome; RNA binding. The record is from RefSeq and is a predicted model, not a curated record. Gene Ontology annotation, cellular component: cytosolic small ribosomal subunit; ribosome.